GCCGCGCGGCGCCUCGCCGGCCCAAUCGGGAGGUGGCAUCUUGGGGCUACUCUUGCUACCAGCCCCAUCUCUAUGGUCCCAAGGGGUGGUAAGCUCCCAAGAUGGCGGUGUCGGCGGCGGGCGCCGUGUCGGUUUCUAGCCCUGAGCCCCCCGGGGCGCUGUCGGGGCCGGGGCCGGACGAAGCCCGCGCCCCCGAGGAGGAGCUGCCCGCGCUGGACGCGGCCGAGGUGCGCAGCCGCCUGGAGCGCAGCGCGCGCCAGUUCCGCAACCGACGCAAGGUGCUGAUCCGCGGGCUGCCCGCCGACGUCACCAACCAGGAAGUUCAUGACCUACUGGGCGACUAUGAACUGAAGUACUGCUUUGUGGACAAGUACAAGGGCACGGCGUUCAUCACCUUGCUGAAUGGAGAGCAGGCGGAGUCAGCCAUCCACAAGUUCCACCUGAGCAAGCUGCGGGACAAAGAGAUCUCGGUGCAGCUGCAGCCCACAGAUGCACUGCUUUGCAUUGCCAAUCUGCCCCGGCACUACACCCAACAGCAGUUCGAGGAGCUGGUGCGCCCCUUUGGCAACCUGGAGCGCUGUUUCCUGGUGUACAGUGCCCACAGUGGGCACUCCAAGGGCUACGGCUUUGUGGAGUACAUGAAGAAGGACUCGGCUGCCCGUGCCAAGUCUGACCUGCUAGGCAAGCAGCUGGGCACGCGGACACUGUAUGUGCACUGGACGGAUGUCAGCCAACUCACCCCUGACCUGCUGCACUCCAAGUGCUUGUGCAUAGACAAGCUGCCUCACAACUAUGGGGACCUGGAGGAGCUGCGCCAGGCCUUCUCAGCUGCCAGUGCCCCCACCUUCUGCCAACUGGCGUAUGGACAGGAUGGGCAGCUGAAAGGCUUUGCAGUCCUGGAGUAUGAGUCAGCAGAGAUGACAGAGACGGUCCAACAGGCCACAGAUGGGCUGCUGCUCGCUGGGAACCACAUCCGAGUGUCUUUCUGUGCCCCAGGUCCCCCUGGCCGCAGCAUGCUAGCUGCACUAAUUGCUGCCCAAGCAACGGCCCUUAACCGUGGGAAAGGCCUUCUGCCUGAGCCUAACCUCCUCCAGAUCCUCAACAGCCUGGGGAACCCAGCCUCGCUCCAGCUGCUGCUCAAUCCCCUGCUCCACGGUGCUGUCAGCGGAAAGCAGGGCAUCCUCGGCGCUGCCCCAUCACUGCCUCUCGUGACCAGCCCGGCUCUGUCCACAGCUCUGCUCCAGCUGGCACUGCAGAACCAGACACAAGCUCAGCAGAAGCCUGGGAUUCUGGGGGACUCUCCCCUCAGCUCGCUGCAGCACAGUGCUCUGGGGAUAGCAAGCGCUGCAGCACAGCCUGCCAGCCAGCUGCUGGGAGAGCUCCCCUCAGGUGGCCCCCUUCCAGCAGACAUGGCACAGGGGCAUGUAAAGUCGCCGAUCCUGCCCUCCGCUAACGUGCCCCUGGCAUCCUUCCUGGGGCCCAUGGGGGUGGAGCGGGAGACACCUGUGCUGAGUGCCCAGCUGAGCCCAGCACCAGGCACACCACCAGCCCUGCAGGGCCUUACCUCCUCCCUCCUGGGAUCUGUCAUCAGUGGGCUCCAGAAACCAAAGCAGAGUGAGAAUGGACCUCCUGCAUCCGGGGUCUCGCUACUGGGGGAGCCACCUAAAGACUUCAAAAUUCCUCUGAACCCCUACUUGAACCUGCACAGCCUCCUGCCUGCUGGGAGCCUUGGAGGUGUGGCUGGCAAAGCCUUCAGCCUCAAAACUGGCACGCUAGGCAAUGUCUCCAACCCGCGGCUUCCACCGUCAUCCCUGUCGGAGCCGCUGCUGCCCUCACCUGGGCUGGCAGGAGACAGCUACACCUUCGACUACCAGCCGGACUUGGGAUCCCGUCUGUACCCCCCGACAAGAGAGCCUGCAGGGCCCCUGCUGGGUGGCUUUGGGCACGGCCGGCACAAGAUGCCAGCACCGGCACCAUCAUCCCCUGCAUUUGAGCGCAGCAGUCUGGGGUCACCCCUGCCACCCUUCUACUCAGGGUCACCCAGCUCCUACUUCACCAGUGGCCUACAAGCAGGGCUGAAGCAAAGCCACCUGAACAAAGCUGUCGGGAUGCCCCCAGUGGGCACUGGGGACAACAUCCUGGGUCUGGGACUAAACAGUCACUCACAUGGUUCCCACAUGAAGACCCCAGUCGGCGGGCAGAAACGGGCCUUUUCUCACCUGCUGCCGUCUCCAGAGCCCAGCCCAGAGGGUGGCUACGUGGGGCAGCAUUCUCAGGGCCUAGGUGGCCACUAUGCAGAUUCCUACCUGAAGCGGAAGAGGAUAUUUUAGCCCCUUCACGCCGAAGCUUGCUCAUGCUGUAACCCCCCCCGCCCCUUCCCCUUCUUCCUCUCCAUUCCCUGACAUGUAAAUCUUGUAAAAAAACCUUUUUUUUUUUAAUGUUAUCUGGAUUUUGAGUUUUUUAAGUGUGUGUGUGACAGAUUCGGCUGCCCUGUGCAUUUCCUGGCCAGGGGAUGGUGGAGCCCUUUCUGCAGUGGUCGCUGCUUUCCUUGCCCUGUGAUGCAGGCAGAGUGGAGGUGGAUGUCUGGACUGAACUGGACCUCCCUCAGCCAUGGAGAUGUAUCCCUGUGAGGAGCAGAGCCAUCUCUGCCACCUUUGGCAUUACCAGGGAUCCGAAGUGGUGGCCUGAAGAAGCUGCUGGGUUUGGAGUGCUGUCACUGGGAGCCGUGUUUCCAUCCUGCCUGAGGUCCUGGGUCAGGACAGGAGGCCUCAGGAAGACCCACAUGUUUCCAACCUUAAAAACUUUGCUUCAGAGAAAGGAACAUGACUGGACUCCCUGAGGUUCCUCGCUGCAACCGUGAUGCCUGCAGUGGCAUUGAUGCUUGUGGGCCCCAUGCUGGGGACAACUAAGAGGCAUGCGGGGUCCUGUUGAUGCUGCAGCACCAAGGUGGAACUGCUGGGUUCCCUGCCUUGCCCUGUGGGCUCCCUCAGAGUGUGCCCAAGAUGCAGUGCUCUGUGGGGCUUGUCAAGCCCGCGGCUGAGCCCAGCCUCUGACUCUUUGCACUCCCGUUUGUUCCCCUUUUUUUUAAUAACUUCGCUGCCUUUUGCUUGCAGCGCCGCUGCCAAUGAGGGUUAUAAGUUGGCCCUGUAAUUUCCCACUUGUUUUUAUUUCCUUUUCUUUUUUGACUCAUUAGGGCAGAGAUCCUGGCCUGCUGGGGAGCGGAGCUUCCUUUAGUUUUUCUACUGGGCACAAGCCCUUGUAUUUGAGGUUCCUGUUGGGGGCAAGGGUCCCCCUUGUGCUCCCGCAGUGCCAGCUGGUACUUGGAAUCCACUACUGUGUGCCAGCCAUCCUGGAUGUGGCACCCUGCCAACUGGCUCUUAGGGCGUGUCCACACCUCCCAGCCCCAUGCUGAAGCCCAAGUGGGGCAGACCAAGGCCCAUGGAGCCAGGCAUUCAAGCUGCCAGCGUCCUCUCUGCAGCUGCGUUUUCCCUGAAGCUGCAGUGGCAGACCAGGAGGAGCUUCAGGUGUUGCAAUCUUAACUGCAAGCUACAGAGAAAGAAGUGGCUGGCUCCGAGCACUGGGUGGAGCAUGCGGAUUUCCAAAGCAGGGCUGUACCGUGGCCAAGGACCAAGUGCAGCGCUGGGGGUGGAUCUGCCUGUCCCCCUGUGGGUGGGCAUGUGGUGCUGGGCCUACGGAGCAUCCCUUUCUCAGCACUUUUUAGGGGUUUCUAAAGUUGCUAUGUUUCUACUGUAGAUAUGGUCUGGGUUGCUGUACUUGUCUGGGGAUUCAGAAUCCCCCGAGCUGGAUCUUGCCUUCCUAAAGUAAAGCUAUAUUUAUAUCAA
Messenger RNA from Alligator mississippiensis (American alligator), 3842 nucleotides. It is a transcript of the gene RAVER1, whose product is annotated as ribonucleoprotein, PTB binding 1. Gene Ontology annotation, molecular function: RNA binding. Lineage: Eukaryota; Metazoa; Chordata; Crocodylia; Alligatoridae. The record is from RefSeq and is a predicted model, not a curated record. The coding region runs from base 102 to 2330 and encodes 742 amino acids. The transcript is spliced from 14 exons.